AUGAUUUUAUAUCCAGAAAUUGACUAUAGAACGUAUCCAUUAUGCAUAUGCUAUUUAUUACUGUUUGCAACUCACAGUGCCACGAAUGCAACAAUGCAACAUAGAGUUGUAGCAGGAAAAGCUUUAGGUGGAUCCACAGCUUUAAAUUUUUACUUAUUUGUACGUGGAAACAAAAGGGAUUACGACAAUUGGGCAAAAAAUGGUGCCACAGGUUGGAGUUGGGAUAAAGUUUUUCCUUAUUUUUUAAAAGUUGAAGACAAUAGAGAUUAUCAUAUAGUACGCAAUGGCUAUCGCGGUAUUGAUGGAAAUGUUGUUAUACAGACACCACCAUUUCAUGCACCAGUAACAGAAGGAUUUUUAAAAGCAGCCAAAGAAAUUGGAUUUGGUAUUGGAGACUUUAAUGCAGAGCCUCAGACAGUGUUUCAACCACAACAGGGAAUCAUUAAUAGAGGAGCACGUUGGGGUACACUUCAAGCAUAUAUUAAUCCAAUAUUGAUUUACGACAAACAUGCUUAUGGAGUUAAGUUCGAGCACCACGGAGAGUUGUACGAAGCUUAUGCCAAACAAGAAGUGAUCGUAUCUGCUGGGGUAUUAAAUUCUCCAAAACUCUUAAUGCUAUCAGGAAUUGGACCAAAGAAUACUUUAGAGAAGUUCAAUAAUCCUAUUGUAGCGGAUUUACCAGUUGGAAGACAUCUUCAAGAACAAUUAUCGACAUUUAAUAUGGUAUUUGGUGCAAAAACUUUCACUUAUUCUUCACAACGGCUUACAGUAGCACAUUAUAAUGAAUUCUUAGUCAAUGGCACAGGUCCACUAACAUCUUUAGGAGAAAUUGACACAAUUGGAUUUGUAAAUUCUAAAUAUAAUAAGGAUCCUGAUUGGCCAGAUAUUGAAUUAUUAUAG
Molecule: messenger RNA, 900 nt
Organism: Centruroides sculpturatus (bark scorpion)
Lineage: Eukaryota; Metazoa; Arthropoda; Arachnida; Scorpiones; Buthidae
Product: oxygen-dependent choline dehydrogenase-like
Exons: 8
Coding region: 1-900 (299 amino acids)
Molecular function (GO): oxidoreductase activity, acting on CH-OH group of donors; flavin adenine dinucleotide binding
Source: RefSeq, a predicted model, not a curated record